Molecule: messenger RNA, 2621 nt
Organism: Apis mellifera (honey bee)
Lineage: Eukaryota; Metazoa; Arthropoda; Insecta; Hymenoptera; Apidae
Product: TOX high mobility group box family member 3-like
Exons: 4
Coding region: 486-2267 (593 amino acids)
Source: RefSeq, a predicted model, not a curated record
GCUGAUGCAAUCCAGUUUUAAUUAUUACGAAUUCAAAAAAUGAUGAUUUUUAAGGAGAUCGAUGCCAUAUGUUACGCAUAAUUAUAGUAUUAAAAUUACCGAAGGAAGUGAUAUAUCCUGUUUCUCAUCUUAUCCACGUGGAUCGUGGACCCCUCCUCUUCCACGGAACUAUCACUAUCUGAAGAUCAUCUUCCCGAGUAAAAGCCGCGUGCUAACCGAGUGCGGGCACAGACAGCAUCAUGAGCUUGAUUUUUAAACGGACUCCUAGUGACAGUGAAUUAAUCGUAUAUCUUAACGAUAAGUGACAAGUGUCGAUCGUUUCUCGAAAAAGCAAGUGAAAAGAGACUUCCACGAUAUUUCAUUUGAGUUGUGUGCAGAAAAGAAAAUCCCCAUUUCUCAUUAUUUAACGAAUCUUCGUUAUUUCGUUGAUUCUGUUUUAAAUCGACAAGGAUUUGUCGCAUAGAAUUCUUCGAGAAUUUUUCAGGAUGACGAGAAUAAGACUAGUGUUUCUCUUGGCGACAGUAUGGAUUACCCUGACGAGAUCUCAAGAUCCAGAGAUCUCCUCGACAAAUUUAGAUGUGACCCAACCACCGAUAAAACUGGAUAAAAAUCUUCGUCGAGCUUUGUUGAAAGCCCUGACCGACCUAGAAGCCGAAUCAGCCGAGCAAUACAAAGAUGAAUCGGAAACCAUCUCUCAAAGGGACACGAGCGCGUUCGAGGGUAUAGCAAAAAAGAAUUUGAAUGACAAUCUAGGUGUACAAAAGACCACAUUCUCUUUCAAGAGCUUCCCAGGCGACGAUGACGUACCAAGCGAAGAUAAAUUACAGAAUUCCAGUUUUGUCGAAGGUAUUCGUUACGUAACACUUAAUACACCUUCGAUGAAUAUCGAGAAAGCGACACAAGAAGACGCCAGAAGCUUUCACGUUCAGAACGUGAUAUUGCCAGAGAAAAAGUCAAAUUUCAGAAGCGAAUCGAAGGAACAGCGUGAGAAGACACCUGCCACGAUGAAUAUCUUCCCUGUAAAUAAAAUGGAAAGUUUAACACAGAAACCAGCGGAUGUUUCCGAGAGUCUAACCAGAAGUGCUUCAAAUAGCAUUGCAAACGCGUUAGUCAGUCCUAAACCAACCGUAGUUACUCCUACAGUUUCAACGAAAAAUAACGUGACAAUAACGGAAUUAGAUGAUUCUAAAGACAAAACGGAGGAGGUUAAAAUCUUCCAGGCGCCUUUGGUUGCAGCAUUCACUGUGCAACAAGACGAACAAGGCGUACCCAAGAGCGUCGUUCCGAUCUUCAGAUCGCCUAACGAUGGACAAGCUCUGACUCUUCAAGAGCAACUAGAAUUUAAACAACAACUUUUGGAAAAACAAUUGGCAGAGCUUCAACAGCAACAGUUUCAACAGACGCAGUUUCUAGUGAGGCAGCAGCAACUAUACGAACAACAAUUGAGACAGAAACAACAACAACAAUACUAUCUUCAGGAACAAGUCAGGAUCAAACAGUUAGAGGAACAGACCAAGCUUAAACAACUGGAAGAACAAAGGCUCAAGCAGUUGGAGGAGCAGAGGUUGAAUCGAUUCCAACUUCCUCCUGUACCACAGAAGCAGUUCUUCUUCGAUCAGAGCAACAACUUCUUGACGUUCCAGCCUCCUGUCGAGUCCAACGUUCACCUACAACCUAGCCUGACUUUAGAAGUGCCAAAUGUAGCUGCGCCUCCAACCUUCCAACCGAUCUUCCAACAAGACUCAUUGCGUCUGCAACCCUUCCGGCAACAGCAGCAAUCACAAUACCUCCAUCAGCAGCAACAGAUUCAACCGCAACAGUUGCAACAAUCGCAACAACAACACCAGAGACUUCAGCAGAGCUUCGGCUCGUUCUCGACCGAUUUCCAGCCUUCGGUAUCCACGAGAUUCAAUCGUCAGGAGGCUUUUAAUUUGGUGGGAAAUUUUGGUUUCAACGGAGACAAUAAGAUCCCAGCCAACAGAGGCAACUUUGGCUUCGUUCCACCGCACAGAACUCCAGCGAAUUUCUACAAUCCUUAUGCCCAGUUCAAGCAAUCGAAGCCUCCCACGCCGGCAAGGCAGAUUCAACAUCUGCUGUACCAAUCUGGAAUCGCUGGCGAUCCGAAUAACGUGCAAGGAAUUGGAAAUCCGGAAGAUUUGAAUAUCGUUUCGAAGGUUCUGGCUCUGAACGUGGGCGCAGUGCCGAAUAAGAAUCUCCAGUUCGCGACGAAUCCGGGUUCCAGGUCGUUGGGAAAAAAUUCCGCGUGAAGAAAGAAGAUGGAGGAUGGAGUUAGAGACGAGUCAUGUAAAUCGGUGCGGAGGACGAUAUUAGUAAGGUGAAAUCGAGCUCUCACUUUUUUCCCUUCUUGGUCCCCCUUUAACCGCCUUCCCGAGUUUCGAAAUCUUGCGUGUCGCGGAUAAUAAUAUUCCUCUGGGGAGUUAUGGAGAUCAUGAUAAUUAGAGCAAUGAUGAGUUCAUCCUCAAGAAUUAGAUUCAUAGAUAGACUGUGGAUGUUUAUGCAUACUUUUUAUUUUCUAUUUGUAAUGAUGAUGAGAUGAAUUUGGAUGGAAUUUCAUUUUAUUUAUGAAAGACGUUUUGAUGUAAUUAUCGAUUAAAAUUUUA